UUUGUCUGUAUAAGUUUUUUGUAAGGCUAUAAACGUUCUGAUUCCAUUUCUCGUGUGUGAUGAUAAUAAUGGUCCCAUCUGGUAAGGAGCCCAAUCUAAAUUUAAACUAUAUUUUUGCAUGAACUGUGUGGCAGGUGUUCGUGUUUGCUGCAAGGAACAUGCCCCUUGAAUCAGUGCAAAAUUGUCUUGUCAACACAGAUAAUAUACAUAAAAACCACCGUGUUUGUACACAAAUCACCAUCUUGUUUUCUCUGAAUUUCACGAAUGAGAUUCAAGAGUAACUCAAAUCAAGAGUCUAAUUAUACAAACCAACAAAAAAGCUGUACGGACUUGCUUAUGGUUUCAGUAAUAAACAGGGCAGAUUCCCCGGGUGACCGGCGAGUUGGCCAGUUUAAAGUUUUAGAAUCAACCUCUACUGUAAAAUCAGAACCUGGGACCACAGAUGAUAAAAUCAUUGAAUGUGACAAUGAAGACACCAGACAGAUGGAGACAGCAUUAUCUCAAGAGGCUGCUCCGGUGCAGCACAUGGAAGGGGAGACAACUCAGAGCACUUGCAUCCAAACAGCUGAGGUUGGUACUGAGACUUCAGCCACCAUGUGUCAUGAGACCAUGGAGCUGACUAGUGAAGAGACCCAUGAUAUUGAGGAGUUGUUGACUGAGAGAGAAGAUGAAGAUGAGGUCACAAUUUUACCAACUGACCCCCAAAAUAGCUACCGUGUCCUCAUGGAGGUUGGGGUGCAGGCUAAUGACUAUGACAUAGAACGAAGGUCAGGUAAACUGCCAGCUAGACAGAGGAUCAUCCCAGCUAAGUUCAGAGACUUCAAGAAUCCUGUCAACAUUGAUGAGGACACAGAUGACUCUGACUUUGAUCCAGAAACAGAGCUGGUUCCAGUCAAGAAAAAGUCAACAGGCAAAAGGGGGAGGCCCAGGAAGACUGCAAGUGAUCUUCCACCAGCGCCUGAUGUCAAAGAGGACAGUAUUGAGGCUCUAGGGAGAAUCAUCCGAACUUCUACAGGUUUCAAGUGUCCUCGAUGUGGCAAGACCUUCACUCAGAAAGGAAAUCUGAAAGUGCACAUGUGGACCCACACAACAGCCAGGCCAUUUGCAUGUGAUUAUGAAGGGUGUGGCAAGAGUUACCGUAGCAAUGAGAGUCUCCGGCGGCACAAACUAGUUCAUAUGGGCAUCAAGCCGUUCGAAUGCGCAGAUUGCAGUAAGAAGUUCUCCAGCAGUGUGACCCUGAAGGAACACAUGACAAUACACAGCAACACCAAGCCCUACAUGUGUGAGGUGUGCAACAGAUCCUUCCGACAAGUCAGCUGCUUCCGACGCCACCUCAUCACCCACACCAACAACACACCGUUUGCCUGCCAGAUAUGUUCCCGCCGCUUCUCACAGAUGGUGUACCUCAGGUCGCACAUGAAGAUGCACACAGGUGAACGGCCAUUCCAGUGUGACAAGUGUUCCAAAGCGUUUGCUCAUCAGUCAGAUCUGGCCAGACACAAGAUCAUACAUACAGGAGUGAAGCCCUAUGAAUGUGAAGUGUGCUCUGCCAAAUUCAGUGAUCCGUCAAGUAGGCGUAGACAUUUCCGUGAACACAUGAGCACAAAGCCCUUUGAGUGUUCUCUCUGUGGAGAGAAAUUCAAGAGACAGAAUCAGAUAAGAGUGCACAUGUCUAGAUGGCAUGGUGGCCAGUUGAAACAGGGCGAGCAGGUCACCAUGGCAGGUGGUCAGCCCAUGCUUGACCCGUCCGACACCACCGUUGUCAACAUCAUGAUGCCAGGGACUCAAAAGAAAUCUUCAGGAGAGAUUGAUGUGGAAGCUCUGGCCAAUCAGAGGAAGAUUGUCAGUCUCAUUCAGAAUCUCAACACAGGAUUCGUUGUGCAGGAAGUUGAAAUUGCUUCUCCAUCCAAUCAGGGUGGAGGAGACAAGGACCAGUUAGAAACUGAGACAGAAAUUGGCCCUCAGAAUGAACAGAACCAAAUAGAGAUCCCUCUCAGUGACUUGCCAUUGAUUCAGUCAGAAAAUGGGAAUGUUGAGAAGACUGUUAUUGCCAUUGCUGAAGUACAGGAGGAUGGGAAGGGAGACAACGGAGCGCUUCCAGUGGAGGCUGCUUACCAAAUUAUACAGGAGUUGGCCGAGGGUAAUGAUGAACAGCAGAUAUACGAGAUUCAAUAUCAAACAGCAGAUAAUCAGCUGGAAACUAGUAUUGUCCAGUUAGACAACAGACCAUCUAAUGUUGCUGCUGCAGGGAUGAGCGAGCAAGACAUGGCUGCAGCGACUCUCUCGGCUGACACCACAGAUGGUGUGGAUUAUGUAAAGGACCCUGACUUUGCCAGCCAGGAAUACUUCAACUGGUUGUCCAACUUCACAGAGCUGUGUAAAGUGCUCAAGAUUCCUCUCAGUCAAGUUCUGUUUCAGAAAAUCAGCCAGGUGCAUAAAUCAAUCACAGAUUUCAUGGCAAUGCCAUCAGGUGUGCUUAAUGAUAAAGAAAAUUUUCGAGUUUUAAUGAGUAUAUCUAAAGACUUAAAUAACAUAAUUUCCAAUCAUCUUGCCUAUGUGAUGGACAAUAUUGACUCAACUUAGGUGAUGCUAGAAUUGUUGAAUCAAAGAUCCCUCUUCAAGUGUCUCUUCCAGGUGUAUUACUGGCUGGCUCAGUGAAUACUGGAUUGAGUGUUUGAGACUUCUAGUUUUCCCAAACAUCACUGGCUAUUUAUUUGUAUUAACUUGAAACUGUUAUUU
Molecule: messenger RNA, 2739 nt
Organism: Haliotis rubra (blacklip abalone)
Lineage: Eukaryota; Metazoa; Mollusca; Gastropoda; Lepetellida; Haliotidae
Product: zinc finger and SCAN domain-containing protein 2-like
Exons: 10
Coding region: 265-2583 (772 amino acids)
Biological process (GO): regulation of transcription by RNA polymerase II
Cellular component (GO): nucleus
Molecular function (GO): DNA-binding transcription activator activity, RNA polymerase II-specific; RNA polymerase II cis-regulatory region sequence-specific DNA binding
Source: RefSeq, a predicted model, not a curated record